Molecule: messenger RNA, 1224 nt
Organism: Scheffersomyces coipomensis
Lineage: Eukaryota; Fungi; Ascomycota; Pichiomycetes; Serinales; Debaryomycetaceae
Exons: 1
Coding region: 1-1224 (407 amino acids)
Molecular function (GO): protein binding
Source: RefSeq, a predicted model, not a curated record
AUGCAAUUGACUGAUUUACCUCCUGAAGUAUUGAAACUUGUCCUUGAUAAUUUAUCAGGUUUAGAUAUCGUUACUCUUAGAAGUUUUGGGUAUGCCAAUUGUUGGAGUGUUCAGACUGCUCUUCAACUUAUCAAACCUCGUCCUUUGAUAAUCAUUGAUGAUCAUACUGAUUAUCUUGGUUUAAAAAGAAUUGAUCCAGCAACAAGAUAUGAAGCCUUGGUAUAUAUUAAUUCCUCUAUUACCAAAUGGAAUGAUUAUUACACUUCGCUUAAAUGUAUUGAACAUAAUUUACAAUUCAUGGAUCAUCGAUUUUUAAAAGAUAUUUCUUUACAUUUCAAAUUAGGAGUUAAUGAUUAUGGUGAUACUAUGAUUAAAGUAUUAUCUAAUUUAAUGACUAUGAAUAUUAAAAAAAUGAAAUUAAAACUUGUGAUUGUUAAAUUAGUGGGUAAAAAAUAUGAUGAAAUGAUUAAUCCUGAUGUGCUUUCAUUAUUAUCCCAUUUCAAUUGGCAUUCAAUUAAAAUUAUUACUAAUAAAGCUGAACGAGAAUCAUUUAAUCAUGAUUUAGACAGACGUCUUUCGUUGCCAAUUUAUUGGAUUAGAAAUUCAUUUUCAUUAAAGGAAUUAUACUUAGGUGAAAAGGUAUUCUUAGAGGGGAAACUUUCUACUAUAACAUUACCCAAUUUAACAUCACUUGGAUUUGAAUGUAGUCAUCUUCAAGAUCGAAUUUCAUUUAAUUCAUUUUUAAAUGAUCAUGCUAAACAAUUAGAAAGUUUAUCAUUACGUAAAUAUGAUUUCUCUCAUGAUUUUUUAAUUCAGAACUUUGAAAAUUUAAACCACAUUGAAUUUUCCGGUUAUCAAACUGAUACUUGUGUGACUAUUGAUGAUAAAAGAUUUCUCGUUUCAAAAUUAUCAAAAAUAACAGUUCAUGGGAAAUAUCCUUCAUUCACAGAUUUAGUAAUUAGUGAAGGACAUAUCAUAGAACAAAACUUAGAACUUGAAGUAAAUCAUAAUGGUGAUACUUCUAUUUUACCUAUCAUUGCCCAACAAUUGAAUUCAGUUAAAAUAACUUUUAUUGAAUCUGGACCUUAUGAUACCGUUAAACCUGCUUUAGAACCAUUCCAAGAAGAAAUCCAAAGAGAAGUAAGACAAGUUACACUUUACAGUAGAAUAUUGAAAUUUGUAACUUGUGGAUUCUUUCUCUACUGGUUUUCCCGUAAACGAUAA